UUAGGAGACGCUCUAGGCAGGAGCAGUAAAAUAGGGCUUUGCCCCUCUAGGACGCAGCCGCGUCUGGGCGGGCGGGGGAACCUGUGGAGGGAGCGACUUGCAGCUGCUCUUCUCCGCCUCGGAAGCCCUGAGGGAGCGGAGCCCCGCCCCCUUCUCCCCCUCAAACCGGGAAAGGGGCGGGGCGACCGGGUGGGGGAGGGUCCGCCGUGACCGAAGGCGGCCUCUGAGGGAAUUUCCUCCCGUCGGGGCUGCGCUGAAGCCGGAGACCGAAUGGAGGCCCGGGGGUCUCCCUUGAAAGCGGGGAGCGGCCUCCCCGAGGGGCCCCGCAGCUCCGAGGCUGAGCGCUGGCGGUUCCGCAGCUGCCGCUCCCUGGAAGCCGAGGGGCCCCGGGCGCUCUGCAGCCGCCUGCACGGGCUGUGCCGGGGGUGGCUGCGGCCCGAGCGGCGCAGCAAAGCCGAGAUGCUGGACCUGGUGGUGCUGGAGCAGCUGCUGGCCCUGCUGCCCCCGGAGCUGUCGGGCUGGCUGAGGGAGUGCGGGGCGGAGAGCUGCGCCCAGGCGGUGGCCCUGGCCGAAGGCUGCCUCCUCGGCCCACCAGCCGCCCCGGAGCCCGGAAAGGGGCGGCAGUUGCAGGAGCCAUCCAUUGGAGAGAUCUCAGAAGAGCUCCAGGGAAGAGGAGAUCCAUCUAAUGAUUCUGAAGAGAUUCUUUUUAGGAGAAUCCAACUGGGGACACCUUGCCAGUUAAAUGACUCUGAUCCCUUUGAGGAGGUGGCUGUGGACUUCACAGAGGAGGAGUGGGAGCUGCUGGAUUCGGGCCAGAAGGCCUUGUGCAGGGAAGUCAUGCUGGAGGUUUCUAUGAAUUUGGCCGCUCUGGCAGGCGAUGGUGAUGGUGAUGGUGAUGGUGAUGGUGAUGAUCUGGGGAAUGAAAACGAAAAGCAGCCACCAUUAUCAUCUGCCAAGAGUCAUUCCUCCUCUCUUACAUUACCUAACAUACCGCAUUGGAAACCAGAGACAUUUUCAGAAUAUGAGGGCGAGUUCAGUCUAAUUUGCACGAACUGUGGAAAGAGCUUCAUUAGUUCGAGUAAUCUUAAUUGCCCUCAGAGCAGCCACAUAGGUGAGGGGCUAUAUACUUGUCCAGAAUGUGAAAAAAGCUUUUGCCAGGAAACAGAGAUGAUUUAUCCUACAAUGAUCCACACAGGGCACAGACCAUAUAAUUGCCUGGAGUGUGGAAGGAGCUUUUUUGAGAACAGUGAUUUUACUCGACAUCAAAGGAGCCACAUAGUGGACAAACUGUAUAAAUGCCUGGAGUGUGGAAAGAGUUUCACUCAGAAAGGAAAACUUAAUUCUCAUAAAAAAAUCCACACUGGGGAGAGACCGUACAAAUGCAUGGAGUGUGGAAAGAGCUUUAUUGACAACUGGCACCUUACUUUCCACCAAAGGAUGCACACGGGGGAAAGACCGUAUAAAUGCUUGGAGUGUGGGAAAAGCUUUAACUGGAGCAAAGAUCUUAUUCGUCACGAACGGAUCCACACUGGGGAGAGACCUUAUAAAUGCUUCGAGUGUGGAAAGACUUUUGCCCAGAAAGGAUGUCUUACUGGUCAUGAAAGGAUCCACACAGGGGAGAAACCAUAUAAGUGCACAGAGUGUGGAAAAAGCUUUACUCAAACAGUACAACUUAAUGCUCAUAAAAGAAUGCACACGGGGGAGAGACCAUAUAAAUGCUUAGUAUGUGGGAAAAGCUUCAAUUGGAGCAGAGGUCUAAUACAUCAUGAAAGGAUCCACACAGGGGAGAGACCAUAUAAGUGCACGGAGUGUGGAAAAAGCUUUUCUCAAACAGCACAUCUUAAUACUCAUAAAAAGAUCCACACUGGGGAGAGACCAUAUAAAUGCUUGGUUUGUGGUAAGAGUUUUGCUCGGAAAGGAUGCCUUGCUGGUCACGAAACAAUUCACACAGGGGAUAAACCAUAUAAAUGCACAGAGUGUGGAAAGAGCUUUGCUCGGACAGGACAUCUUUAUUCUCACAAAAGGACCCACUCAGUAGAGAAACCAUAUACAUGCUUGGAGUGUGGAAAAAGCUUUAACUGGAACAGAGAUCUUACUCGCCAUAAAAGAGUCCAUACAGGGGAGAGGCCAUAUAAAUGCAUAGAGUGUGGGAGAAGCUUUGCUCAAAUAGGGGCACUUAAUUCCCAUAAAAGAAUCCACAUGGAGGAGGGACCAUAUAAAUGCAUGUAGUGUGGAGAAAGCUUUAACAAUUACAAGACAUUUACUCAUGAAAGAAUCCACAUAGAAAUUCCAUAUUAAUGGAGUGUGGAAAUAAUUUUACUGGGAAAGAACAUCUUGCUCGUCAUGAAAGGAUCCACGCUGGGAGGAAACCUUCCAAAUGGACAAAGUGGAAAAACCUCCAGUAGAAACUCUUUAUCUGGCUCACCAUUAAAGGAUCCACGCAGGAGAAAAAUCCUGUCAAUGUAGGGAGUGUAGAAAAAGCUUUUUUUGGGAAGGAUAUCAUAAUUCUCAGGAAAGAAUGCCCACAGAAGAAAUGAUAUAAAUCAAUGGAGCAACCUUUCUGGUCCCAAAUACUGGAAUUUAUUCAGAGCAGCCAGGUGUUCCCUUUCCAAGUUUGACCUGCAUUUUUCUGGAAAGACUGAUGCAAAAUGGGAAUUAAGCCCUUUAGUUUCCUCCUCAUUGCCCAUCACCAUCUUACUAUCUUCCAACCAGAGGACUGAUGGCUUCUUUGACUUCCCUCUUAAUUUAUUGGGGGGAGGGAAAAAACUGUAAAACAGAAAUGGAAUCUUCAUCAUUAUUCUAGUCAUUGUCUAUCCGCUGCAGGAUGAUCUGUUCUGCAUGUUUCCAAACCAAUAUGGUCAUGAGAUUUGCUUUGCUAUUUGGGCCCGCAAUAGUUGUUGAUGUUGUCACUGUGUCUUGUUGUGCCUCUCUAUUGUGGACACUUUUUAUCACGUGGAAUCCAUUCUAUGACUGCCUUUAUCCACCGGUUCUUGCAUUUCCAUUUCUAUUCUUUUACUCUUUAGAAGGCAUCGUAUAUUUAUUCUCUAGUCAAUGUCUUUCUAUGUUGUCUUGUGAUGCUGAGCAUGUAUCUGAAAUUGCGUACAUUUACCAAAUUUAGAAAGGAUUUCAAUCUGCAGAUGUUAAUUCCCACAAAAUAGUGUUCGUAUUUCUUCCCUUUCUUCUUUAGCUAAAGAAAUAUUGUCAUUCCCUUUUGUUAUUUUUUGACCAAGAGAAGUUGAAGGAGUGAGGUCAGCCCAGGAAAGAUCACCUCCUUUUGAGCAGUUGCCAACGCAAUUAUUCUUCACCAACACAUUUUGGAGAAGAAACUUUAUAUCCUUGGAACCUUAUUAAUAAACUCGUAUAGCAUGUAAUUUU
Messenger RNA from Ahaetulla prasina, 3375 nucleotides. Its product is annotated as zinc finger protein 883-like. The record is from RefSeq and is a predicted model, not a curated record. Lineage: Eukaryota; Metazoa; Chordata; Lepidosauria; Squamata; Colubridae. The transcript is spliced from 4 exons. Gene Ontology annotation, biological process: regulation of DNA-templated transcription. Gene Ontology annotation, molecular function: RNA polymerase II cis-regulatory region sequence-specific DNA binding; DNA-binding transcription factor activity, RNA polymerase II-specific. Bases 271 to 2229 code for a protein of 652 amino acids.